AUGUUCUGGAGUCGGAGUUCUCGCGCGGUGCGCCAGCAAUGGCGUCUUUACAGUAGCCUCAGUCGGCAGUCUCGACACUUGCGCGCCCCAACUCCCUCUCCGCUCUCUCCGCUGUCUGCGCCGACGGCAAGGGCCUUCCACGCAACAGGUGCACUCAGCGUCGUAAAGCCCGUGCUGCUCGCCGAUAUUGGGGAAGGCAUUGUCGAAGUCGAGAUCAUCCAAUGGUUCGUCGAACCUGGGGCUCGUGUCGAGGAGUUCUCGCCGCUAUGCGAAGUCCAGAGUGACAAGGCCUCGGUCGAAAUUACCAGCCGCUUCGCGGGUGUUGUCAAGAAGCUACACUACGAGGCCGGUGAGGUAGCCAAGGUCGGGAAAGCCUUUGUCGACAUCGACAUUGAGGGAGACGCAAAAGAUGAGGCCCUAGCGGCUCUAACACCGCCUGAGCCUGCGCAGCAGGAGAGCAAUCGGGAGUCAGAUGCAGUUCCCGCGUCUACAGCAACUCACGCACCGGAACCUGCGCUAAGGGAGAAUCGAGCACAAGACGCACCGACACAGAAAGGGAAACAUGCAACACUCGCAACGCCCGCUGUCAGGCAUCUCUCAAAGGAGUUGUCAGUCGACAUCUCACAGAUCAAUGGAACAGGCAGGGACGGAAGAGUCACCAAGGAGGAUAUUUACAGAUUUGUCGAGAGAAGGGACGCAGCACCUUCUCGGGUGCCGCCUCCACAGCCAUCCCCUGCGAUGCCUGCGGCUGGCAUGUUCUCGUCACCAGCAGCGCCGGGCUCCGAGGAGCAGAAGGAAACACCGCUUGCUUUAACAAGAACGCAGGAGAUGAUGUUCAAGACCAUGACGCGCUCGCUUAGCAUACCUCACUUCCUGUAUGCCGACGAAGUCGACUUUACGUCGCUCGUCGAGCUGCGUGGGCGUCUCAACAAAGUCUUAUCCAAGUCUGGCCUGAGCGACGGCCAAGUCAGCAAGCUCUCCUACCUCCCAUUCAUCAUCAAGGCCGUGUCGAUGGCGUUAUACAAGUAUCCGAUUCUCAAUGCAAGGGUCGAUGUCGAGAGCGCAAACGGCAACGGCAAACCGAAGCUCGUCCUACGGAGCCAGCACAACAUUGGCGUCGCCAUGGACACGCCGUCCGGGCUGCUUGUGCCCGUCAUCAAGAACGUGGGGUCUUUGAACAUUCUCGGUAUAGCUGCCGAGCUUGCUAGGUUGCAGAGCCUGGCCGUAGUAGGAAAGCUCUCCCCGCAAGACAUGUCCGGGGGCACCAUCACGGUCAGCAACAUUGGCAAUAUCGGCGGAACGUACCUUUCGCCAGUGGUUGUGGAGCGGGAAGUGGCCAUCCUCGGUAUCGGCCGCAUGCGCACCGUGCCAGCGUUCUCCACGACGCCCGGGGAAGAGGACAAGGUGGUGCGACGGCAGGUGUGCAAUUUCAGCUGGAGUGCCGACCACCGAGUCGUCGACGGCGCAACCAUGGCCCGUGCAGCCGAGGUUGUGAGGGCCAUUGUCGAGGAGCCGGAUGUCAUGGUCAUGCACCUGCGGUAG
Molecule: messenger RNA, 1542 nt
Organism: Canariomyces notabilis
Lineage: Eukaryota; Fungi; Ascomycota; Sordariomycetes; Sordariales; Chaetomiaceae
Exons: 2
Coding region: 1-1542 (513 amino acids)
Cellular component (GO): mitochondrion; cytoplasm
Molecular function (GO): lipoic acid binding; acetyltransferase activity
Source: RefSeq, a predicted model, not a curated record